Ananas comosus (pineapple) is the source of this 926-nucleotide messenger RNA. Its product is annotated as germin-like protein 3-1. The transcript has 2 exons. NCBI's taxonomy places the organism in Eukaryota, Viridiplantae, Streptophyta, Magnoliopsida, Poales, Bromeliaceae. The record is from RefSeq and is a predicted model, not a curated record. Gene Ontology annotation, molecular function: manganese ion binding. Bases 96 to 776 code for a protein of 226 amino acids. Gene Ontology annotation, cellular component: cell wall.
CAACUCAACACUACACACUUAUAAUCCCCAAUUCUGGUUUCUUCUUACAUCUUCUCCAAAACAAUGCAUUUCUCUUUCCCGCCAAAAUCAAACUGAUGAGAGCCAAUCUCACCACCCUCCUCUUCCCAACCAUCCUCUUCUUCCGCUUCCUCUCCCCUUCGAAACCCGACCCCGAUCUCCUCCACGACUACUGCAUCGCCGACACCUCUGCGGCCGCCGCUCAGUCCUUCCACCUCAAUGGCCUGCCGUGCCUCGACCCCGCCCUUGCCCAGCCCUCCCACUUUGCCACUUCCGCACUUUCCAAAUCUACCAACCCCGCCGCCACCCUUUUCGGCUUCAACGUAACCCUCACCAAUCCUGCCACCUCCUUCCCGGGCGCCAACGCACAGGGCUUAUCCAUGGCGCGCAUCGACCUGGCGCCGGGGGGGCUCGCGCCGCCCCACGCGCAUCCGCGCGCCUCCGAAGUGACUCUCCUCCUCCAGGGCACGUUGGUCCUUGUCGGCUUUGUCGACACGUCCUACCGCCUCUACACGCAGCAGCUGCGCCCCGGCGAUGCCUUCGUCUUCCCGAAAGGUCUAGUCCACUUCUUGUACAACUUCGAUCCAGUGGCUCCUGCAGUGCUGCUUUCAGGGCUGAGCAGCCAGAGCCCCGGCGCGCAGCUCGCGCCCCUCGCGACGUUCCGGACGGAGCCGCAGAUAAUCGAGGACGUGCUCAAGAAGGCGUUCAAGAUCAACGGUCAGGACGUGCAGCGGAUUCAGAGGAAUCUUGGAGGGUAAUAAUAGUAAACAUGUCAAGGAUUGAUCAUUUGUUAGUUAUACUUUAUUAACUAAUAUUUGUAUAAACUCUUUUUUUUUAUUUAAUAAUAAUAAUAAGCAUGAAUGCAUAAAAGAAUCUAUUGGCUACGAUUCUAAUUUCUUUUUUCCCAA